Molecule: messenger RNA, 2340 nt
Organism: Lolium rigidum
Lineage: Eukaryota; Viridiplantae; Streptophyta; Magnoliopsida; Poales; Poaceae
Product: glutamine--fructose-6-phosphate aminotransferase [isomerizing] 1-like
Exons: 11
Coding region: 75-2090 (671 amino acids)
Biological process (GO): carbohydrate derivative biosynthetic process; fructose 6-phosphate metabolic process; protein N-linked glycosylation
Molecular function (GO): carbohydrate derivative binding; L-glutamine:D-fructose-6-phosphate transaminase (isomerizing) activity
Source: RefSeq, a predicted model, not a curated record
UCCUUCAUCAUCCUCCACCUCCGACCUCCUCUCCGAACCACUUUCCAGAAGCUCCCCCCAACUCCCGGCCGAGGAUGUGCGGGAUCUUUGCCUACCUCAACUACAAUGUCUCGCGGGAGCGCCGCUACAUCCUCGAGGUGCUCCUCAACGGCCUCCGCCGCCUCGAGUACCGCGGCUACGACUCCUCCGGGAUAGCCGUCGACGCCGACCUCCUGUCCUCCGCCGCCGCGCCCUACGCCGGGGCCGCCCCGCUCGUGUACCGCCAGGAGGGCAAGAUCGAGAACCUCGUGCGAUCCGUCUACUCCGAGGUUGAUGAGAAGGAUGUCAACUUGGAUGCCGCAUUCAAUGUGCAUGCUGGAAUUGCCCACACCAGGUGGGCUACGCACGGUGUGCCCGCCCCGAGGAACAGUCACCCGCAGUCUUCUGGCGCCGGUGAUGAGUUCUUGGUCGUGCACAAUGGCAUCAUCACAAACUAUGAGGUUCUGAAAGAGACGCUAAUUCGGCAUGGGUUUACCUUUGAGUCUGACACUGACACAGAAGUCAUCCCAAAGCUAGCAAAAUUUGUUUUUGAUAAGGCUCAUGAUGAAGAAGGUGAUGUGACAUUUAUCGAAGUUGUUAAUGAAGUCAUGAGGCAGCUUGAAGGAGCCUACGCCCUUAUAUUUAAAAGUCCACACUACCCCAACGAAUUGAUUGCAUGCAAACGAGGCAGCACACUGAUACUUGGUGUCAAUGAAUUGAGUGGUCAAAAGAUUGGGAAAUCAUUCCACGAUGUCAAAGCACUGACAGCAAAUGGAAAGCCCAAAGAACUGUUUUUCUCCAGUGAUUUAUGUGCUAUUGUGGAGCAUACUAAGAAUUAUUUAGCUAUUGAAGAUAAUGAAAUAGUUCAUAUUAAGGAUGGUAGCGUGUCUAUCCUUAAGUUUGACCAUGACAAAGAGAAGCCAGCGUCUGUAAAACGAGCAUUAUCUGUUCUUGAGAUGGAAGUUGAACAAAUAAAGAAAGGAAGCUAUGACCACUUCAUGCAAAAAGAAAUCCAUGAACAACCACAUUCACUGACAACAACAAUGAGGGGUAGACUGAAGGAUGGUGGAGUUCUUUUGGGUGGACUGAAGGAGCACCUUAAAACAAUCAGACGCAGUAGAAGGGUAGUCUUUAUUGGCUGUGGCACUAGUUAUAAUGCUGCGUUAGCUGCGAGAACUUUUGUGGAAGAACUUACCGGUAUUCCUGUGACUAUGGAGGUUGCAAGUGACUUGCUGGACAGGCAAGGCCCUAUCUACAGAGAAGACACUGCAGUUUUUGUUAGCCAGUCAGGGGAGACAGCAGAUACCCUCCUUGCUCUUGAUUAUGCACUAGAAAACGGAGCACUUUGUGUUGGCAUAACAAACACUGUUGGAAGCACACUCUCAAGAAGAACUCACUGUGGAAUUCAUAUCAACGCUGGUUGUGAGAUUGGUGUUGCUAGCACCAAGGCAUACACCAGUCAAAUAGUAGUCAUGGCAAUGCUGGCAUUGGCUAUUGGUUCUGACCAAAUAUCCACUCAACCUAGAAGGGAAGCUAUCAUCAGUGGUCUUUCCAGUCUCCCAGGCCAUGCCAGUGAAGUUCUGAAACUUGAUUCUGAAAUGAAGGAACUUGCCUCUUCGUUGAUCGACUCGGAGUCUCUCCUUGUGUUUGGAAGAGGUUACAACUAUGCCACUGCCUUGGAGGGUGCCCUCAAAGUUAAGGAGGUUGCACUGAUGCACAGUGAAGGCAUGUUUGCUGGUGAGAUGAAACAUGGGCCGCUAGCACUAGUUGAUGAAAACCUUCCAAUCAUCGUCAUUGCAACACGUGAUGCAUGCUUCAGUAAGCAACAGUCAGUGAUCCAGCAGCUCCUUUCUCGUAAGGGGCGUUUGAUUAUCAUGUGCUCAAAGGGAGAUGCAUCCGCUGUCAGUCCCAGUGGAUCUUGCAGAGUGAUUGAAGUUCCACAGGUUGCUGAUUGUCUCCAGCCAGUGAUCAAUAUUAUUCCAUUACAGUUGCUUGCAUACCAUCUUACUGUUCUUCGUGGAUUUGAUGUCGACCAACCAAGGAACCUAGCGAAGAGCGUGACCACACAGUAAAUAGUACAUGAAAAAUCUGUGCAUGGGAGUCGGAAGCAUUCAGAUAUGAGAAAUAUUCAGAUGUUUGUAUCAGGGUUCUGUUAUAGAGGGCAGGUUGGCCAGCUGUUGUCUCAGUAUUGUUUCUGGUAGCCGUGAGAUUCACGAUAGUCUAAUUAUUGUAGAUGUUUGAGGAGGUUAGCAUCACAGUCUGUUGAUCAGCUCACUGAAAAUGUAUGAAUGUUGCUGCAAAAGGAAAGCGUGGCACUUUUUA